AUGCCGGCCACCAACCAGGGCUGGCCGGAGGACUUCGGCUUCCGGCUGGGCGGCUCCGGGCCCUGCUUCGUCCUGGAGGUGGCCGAGGGGAGCAGCGCGCACGCUGGAGGGCUGCGGCCAGGGGACCAGAUCCUGGAGGUGGAAGGCCUGGCCGUGGGCGGUCUGAGCCGCGAGGGGCUGGUGCGCCUGGCAAGGCGCUGCCCGCGCGUGCCCCCCAGCCUAGGCGUGAUCCCCGGCCCCGAGGGAGGCCCUCACCCGGGAUCGGGGCCCACGGCUCCAGCCUUUCGGGCUUCGCGCUGCGCCCGCGGCCUCUGCCUGGGCCGCGAGCUGCUGCGCCUCGCUGGCCGCAAGCGCCCCAAAGCUGUGCACAGAGAGCGCAGGCGCAAGGCGCAGGAGUUCAGCCGGAAGGUGGAUGAAAUCUUGGGGGACCAGCUAACAGCCAAGGAGCAAGUGUUCACAGCCCUGAAGCAGUUCGCAGCGGAGCAGAGAGUGGAUGACCUGGUCUGGGCGCUCACCCUGGCGCUGCCCCGGGAAGCCCACGGGCCGCUCCUGGACAACCUCAGGAUCUUCAUCCCCAAGAAGCACCGGGCGCGCUUCGACGAAGUGGUGUCGCAGGGCUUGCUCGGGAAGCUGUGCCGCGCGCGGAGGGCGCAGGGCGCGCAGAGGCUGCGCCGGAGCCGCAGCGAGGAGCGGCCCGAGCGCCUGCUGGUGUCCACGCGGGCCAGCGCCCCACCGCGCCGCCCCGACGAGCCGCCCCCGCGCAAGGCCUCUUCGCUGCUGGGGGGCCGCGCCGGCCCAGGGGGCGUACGCAGGACAGUCCGGGUGUACAAGGGCAACAAGAGCUUUGGCUUCACUCUGCGCGGCCACGGGCCUGUCUGGAUCGAGUCUGUGCUGCCCGGGAGCCCAGCUGACAAUGCUUCUCUCAAGUCAGGAGAUCGGAUACUCUUCCUUAAUGGGCUGGACAUGAGGAACUGUUCCCACGACAAGGUGGUGUCCAUGCUGCAGGGCAGUGGCGCGAUGCCCACGCUGGUGGUGGAGGAGGGGCUUGUCCCGUUCGCCAGUGACUCCGACUCUCUGGACUCCCCCAACCCAUCCUCGGCGCUCACUUCCCUGCAGUGGGUGGCGGAGAUCCUGCCGUCCAGCAUCCGAGUCCAGGGGCGGACGUUCAGCCAGCAGCUGGAACACCUGCUCACGCCCCCUGAGCGCUAUGGCGUCUGCCGGGCCCUGGAGAGCUUCUUCCAACACAGAAACAUCGACACCCUCAUUGUUGACGUCUACCCCGUACUGGACACACCUGCCAAGCAGAUCCUGUGGCAGUUCAUCUACCAGCUGCUGACGUACGAGGAGCAGGAGCUGUGUCAGGAGAAGAUCACCUGCUUUCUGGGCUACACAGCGAUGACAGAGCCAGAGCCUGAGCUGGAGCCGGAGCCCACACCUGAGCCCACUCCAGAGCCCCGGCCACGCAGCUCCCUGCGGGCCGCCUCCAUCUGCCGGCGCAGCCUCCGGACGCCCGGCCUGGACUCCAGCCUCAGCUGCGGUCCCAGUGACUGCCCCGAGAUGCCACUUCCUCUGGUGCCAGGCGAGCGGCAGGCAGGAGAUGGCACAUCCCUCCCCGAGACCCCCAACCCCAAGAUGAUGUCGGCCGUGUAUGCAGAGCUUGAGUCUCGACUCAACAGCAGCUUCAAAGGCACGAGGGGGACCAUGUCCAAGUCCCGGGCCUCCCCUCCAGUGUCCAGCACCACAGGCUCUGCAGGGCCCAGGCCCCUGUCCAGUGUCUCCUGGACCAGCGAGCGGCUGCUGCCCACCCCCUGCUACUACCCACUGUGCUCGGAAGGCCUGGCCUCCCCCAGCAGCUCCGAGUCCCACCCGUACGCCAGCCUGGACAGCAGCAGGGCGCCCUCCCCGCAGCCAAGCCCUGGACCCACCUGCCCCGCCAGCCCCCCAAGCCCAGAGCCUGCCCGCCCUGCCAGUCGCAGGAAGCGUUUCACCUUCUCCCGUCCCAUCCGGAGCCGGGACACCGACCGCUUCCUGGACGCUCUGAGCGAACAGCUGGGUCCUCGGGUCACCAUCCUGGAUGACUUCCUGACCCCUGAGAAUGACUAUGAGGAGAUGAGCUUCCACGAAGACCAGGGCAGCUUUGUGACCAACGAACGGAGCAGCGCCAGCGAGUGUAUCAGCAGCAGCGAGGAGGGCAGCUCGCUGACCUACUCCUCCAUCUCUGACCACAUCCCCCCGCCCCCGCUCAGCCCCCCUCCGCCACCACCUCUGCCUUUCCACGACCCCAAGCCCAGCUCCCGCUCCCAGGACGGCACCCGGGGCCCUCCUCCGGCCCUGGCCAAGCCCCUCACCCCGCUCAGCCACCCAGUCCCCCCGCCACCUCCACCGCCCUUACCCCCACCUGUGCCCUGCGCACCCCCGAUGCUGUCCCGCGGCCUGGGCCACCGCCGCAGCGAGACCAGCCACAUGAGCGUCAAGCGCCUGCGGUGGGAGCAGGUGGAGAACUCAGAAGGCACCAUCUGGGGCCAGCUCGGGGAGGACUCUGACUAUGACAAGCUGAGUGACAUGGUGAAGUACCUCGACCUGGAGCUGCACUUCGGCACCCAGAAACCCGCCAAGCCGACGCCAGGGCCCGAGCCGUUCAGGAAGAAGGAGGUGGUGGAGAUCCUGUCCCACAAGAAGGCCUACAACACCUCCAUCCUCCUGGCGCACCUGAAGCUGAGCCCCUCGGAGCUGCGCCAGGUCCUCAUGAGCAUGGAGCCCCGCCGCCUGGAGCCCGCGCACCUGGCGCAGCUGCUGCUCUUCGCACCCGAUGCCGACGAGGAGCAGCGCUACCAGGCCUUCCGGGAGGCGCCCGGCCGCCUGAGCGAGCCCGACCAGUUCGUGCUGCAGAUGUUAUCUGUCCCAGAAUACAAGACCCGCCUUCGCAGCCUCCACUUCCAGGCCACCCUGCAGGAGAAGACAGAGGAGAUCCGAGGCAGCCUCGAAUGCCUGCGCCAGGCGUCCCUGGAGCUCAAGAACAGCCGGAAGCUCGCCAAGAUCCUGGAGUUUGUGCUAGCCAUGGGCAACUAUCUCAACGAUGGCCAACCCAAGACCCACAAGACGACAGGCUUCAAGAUCAACUUCCUGACAGAGCUGAACUCUACCAAGACCGUGGAUGGCAAGUCCACCUUCCUGCACAUCCUUGCCAAAUCGCUGAGUCAGCAUUUCCCUGAACUGCUGGGCUUUGCUCAGGACCUGCCCACUGUGCCCCUUGCUGCCAAAGUGAACCAGCGGGCCUUGACCAGUGACCUCACUGACCUCCAUGGCACAGUUCGGGAGAUCCAGGCCGCCUGCCAGAGCAUGGUCCCCUGCAGUGACGACAAGUUCGCCGUGGUCAUGUUGGCUUUUCUGGAGACGGCUCAGCCGGCGCUGCGGGCGCUGGACGGGCUGCAGCGCGAGGCCACUGAGGAGCUGGGCAAGGCGCUGGCCUUCUUCGGGGAGGACUCCAAGGCCACCACAUCCGAGGCUUUCUUCGGCAUCUUCUCAGAGUUCAUGAGCAAGUUUGAGCGAGCGCUCUGUGAACUGCAGACCGGCGAGGGCUCCCGCAGCUCCGGGAUGGUGUCACCCCUGGCCUGGUGA
Elephantulus edwardii (Cape elephant shrew) is the source of this 3618-nucleotide messenger RNA. It is a transcript of the gene GRID2IP, whose product is annotated as glutamate receptor, ionotropic, delta 2 (Grid2) interacting protein. The transcript is spliced from 22 exons. Gene Ontology annotation, molecular function: protein binding. The coding region runs from base 1 to 3618 and encodes 1205 amino acids. The record is from RefSeq and is a predicted model, not a curated record. Lineage: Eukaryota; Metazoa; Chordata; Mammalia; Macroscelidea; Macroscelididae.